Bradysia coprophila is the source of this 4257-nucleotide messenger RNA. RefSeq lists its product as uncharacterized. Lineage: Eukaryota; Metazoa; Arthropoda; Insecta; Diptera; Sciaridae. The record is from RefSeq and is a predicted model, not a curated record.
CCAAUCUUACAAUUUUCCAUGUUUAUUGUGCGAGUUCUGAUCCGAGUGGGAUGCAACAAUUUAAGGUUCAAAAUACAAUCUUCAAUUUCGUGAAAUUUGGUGAAAGAGGUGACUUCAUUAUACAAUCAAGAGAUAAAACAUUUACAAAAUGGAAAUGGAGAGUACGUGUCCGAAAUAAAUGCAGUUUGAUCUUGGAACACAUGGUUAUACGAUUGUUGUAGGUUUUAAUAGCGAAAAACAUUUGAGGAACUUUUUUUUCAAGAUAAUUUAAACAUCUUAGUUCCAUUAAAACUCAUUAUUAUUUUCCUCUAGUGGUUAACCUGUUACAGACGGCAAGCAUAUAGUAUUAUUAUCGGGUCUACUACUUCCAUAGAUCAAUGUAUUUUUAAUGUAUUGAUUUCAAAUCUUGUACUUCAUUUUUUUAACAUGCAUUUUACUGUAUAAAGAACCAUAUUACCAUCAUUAUUUUGGUCGACGUAAUCGAUAACAGAUGGAUAGCCUUAUGUGACAGGUUAAUAGCUUGAUUGCUUCACACCACUUUCUAACUCGAUCUGUGUUAUGACAAAUUGUUUUGUUAGAGCGGUUAAUUAUUAAAGACAAAUUUGCAGAAAGGAAAAUGUAAACACAAAUCCGAAAGUAGCGUAAAAUCAAUACGGCAUAGUUCCAAAACACCGAGUAGAACAGGCCUUCCACUCAUCCUCGAUAGUUUUGUAAGAAAAAUUAUCUUCAAGCAUUUCACACGACAAGCAUAUCACCGAUAUAAUUGAAGAAUUAAACUGUUCCAUCUUCUAAUCUAAAUAUAUUUUUAUUAAAUUCAAAUGAUCCGAUUAAAAUGAAUCAAUUGAACCAACGAACUUCCUCGUACUUUUACUUAUAGAAUGUUUUAGUAAUUUUCAAGCGUGGGAGAACUGAUUUGCUUGGUAAAUUCCAGAUAUUGAACGUUAAAUAAGAGAAAAAGUAUUAUGGGACCAUGCAAGCACCAAAUAUUUAAUUAACUAAAUAAACGUUGAUUUGUCCAUUUCAUGCUAUUGAUAUCAUAAUCAACGAAGAUCUUAGACAAAAAUCCUCUCACGAACAACAAGAAGGCAGGUACCACUUUUGGAAUGGAAUUUUGAACUCUCUUACGGUCUUUGUAUCAAUUCGAGAGUAACUCAAGAUCUCGUAUUAGAUAUCAAAAUGAUGCCAAAUUUAGAAUCAUUGGAAUUUAUUUGACAAAUUUUUUUCACAUUUUAAAAGCUCUCAAAGCUUCAUUCAUGCAUGUACCACAAAGAUCCAUUCACCUUUUCGAAGGAACUAUGUUUGAAGUGUGUGUAAAUAGAAAUAGAAAUUCAGCCAUUUAAGCAUAACUAUCUCGCAUUCGAAUCGAGUCUGACUUCUUCUUUGUGCUUUAAAAAGAAACGCGUGCGAAGAUCGUUAACCUGACACACUUAUCAUAAUGGCUUUAAUAUGCUGAUUUGUAUCCGCAAAUAGUGAAAUGGAACGAAAAUUCCCACAGAAAACGUGUUUUGUGAAUAAUUUUCGCUAGCAAGUAAAUCAUUUUCGCGAGCAUUUUCGGUUUUAAUUGAUCAGUCUCAAAUCUGAUCUUCAUCCGAAUAGUUAAUUUUUGUGAAUUUCGUGGAAACGAAGGAAAAAUGUUCAAGUUUAUCAUUUUCUGUACAGUUGCCUCACUAUGUGUGGCUAGGAGCUUGAAUGAUGAUAACACUCCAGUAGCUGUUGCUAUCGAAGAUGUGGCUCUGCCUAAAGAUAUUGCUGUUGAAGAUAUAAUAGAUGAAAGUGUCCAAUCGCUGCUGACAAACAUUGAAUCGAUCGAGGAUGAUAUAGCUACACAGGAAGGUGCUGACAAAGCAAAAGGAUUCUUCGCUAGAUUUACCAGUACUACCACAACCACAUCAACUUCAAGACCAUUUUUGACACUCAAUUUGAGCUUAAACACAGAUGUACUGUCAAAUGGUACGGCAAUGGUCAAUACCUCAGCUUAAUCGAUUAAAAAUUGGAUUGUAAAUUAUUUGCUGGAACUUUUUAUUCGAUUCAAUAAAAAAGAAACUUUUUUCUUAUUGUUUGGAUCAUUUUGACAGCAAUAAGAUCACUUAGGAAACACAUGACAUCUCUUUAAAAUCAUUAAGAGGCAUUGAUGCUUUUCUGAAUAACAUGCUAGAUUUCAAUUUACUUUUGAUCAUGAUCAUACCUUUCCACCAGAAUCCUUUUUCAAAAAUGUACGACCGUAAUUACGACGAAUGUGUUAAGCUUUCAACAGAAAAUAGAUUUGGUUGUAACAGAUAACCAGCUCUGAGAAAACUGAGCAGUUUAUGAAAAUUUCGGUAAACUGCUGACUUUUCUCAGAGCUGGUCAAACGACUCCAACCAAAAGUAAUUUUAAUGUAAAGCUAACACAUCCGUGGUCGUUAUAAAGCUAAUACAUUCGUAAUCGUUAUUACGGUCGUACAUUUUUCGAAAAGGAUUCUUAUGAAAAGGUAUAAUCAAAAAUGAAAUACGAGACACACAAAUGUAGGCUACAGUUUUAGCUAAGCAUCGAUGCCUCUUAAAGUUCUAUGAAUAUUAUGUCUUAUCAUUGAGCAAGGCACCCAGCAGGGUAAUAGAGGUUUUUACACGUCAAAUAGAGUAAUAUUUUGAUACCAAUAAUACCAUUAGCAGCCUUAGGUGCUUUGCAUUGAGUCAUCCAUGAAUUCACGUUCUUUUUCUUAUUUUAAGAUAAAUAAAUCAGUAAAGACUCACUAACCUAUAACCUAUAAUUAAGAGGAAUCCUCCCUUGGCAAAUUUGGGCACAAAAAUGUUAGAUUUUUUACUAUAAUUUUGCACUCGAAUCCAUUUUGGAAGAAGUAAAACCAUCGUUUUGUGUCGAAAAGUGUUAGCUUUGAAUAAAAAAUAGAAAGGUUUGUGUUGAUGUGACCUAGGUCCGAGAAAACUCGAAAUUUGUGUCAAUUUUCGUGAACUAUUGAGUUUUCUCUAACUUAGGUUACAUCAUCACAAACCUUACUAUUUUUUAUUCAAAGCUAACACAAAAUUAUCAUGAAAAAUGUAACAUAGGCACAAAUUUUCCAAGUGAAGAUUCCUCUUAAUAAAAGACAAGAAAGUCCUGCUUAAAUUGGCCUAAGUCAAAUUUGCAAAUGAAAUAGUCUAGAAAUCUUUAAAUUUCCCAAAAUUCUCUUGAAGAACAACGAAAUUUGAAAUAUGUAUUCGGCGAUGAAACCUGGACAAUUUCCAUGGUAAAUUGGUUGUCCCAUUAGUCAGGUAGAAAACUCGUCUUUGUCAGGUUGAUGAAAAAUGUUAAAGCGACUUCUCGAAAUCGAUGCAUUGAUGCAUGUAAUACGAAAUAAUAAUUUGACAGUAUUCAUCUUCAAGUGAUUCAGGCAAACAUUAUAUUUUUGAUGAGGCAUCUCUAAAUUAAAAUUAAGCCUCUUCAAGUUACCGGUGUUGAAUAGCGAAAUUUAUUAUACUCUAUAGUUCAAAAUCACGAUAAUUUUUACUCCUAAGGACUUUUCUGUGUUAACAGUUCCAAAUUAUCUAAGCAAAACUGAAAACGAAAUAAAGUGGAGCUGUUGUAAACUUGCAUGGAUACAGGGUGAAGACAGUUUCACGUUGAAAAAAGUAUAACUAUUGUAACACUGCAUAUAUGCAACGUGAAGAUGGUUCCACUUUUUACAGUUGCCUAAAAAAGUGGAACGAAAAAAGGGAAAUAUGCAGUGUUACAAUAGUUCGACUUUUAAAGGUUAUAAACUCUGGAUAUCUAGCAAUCUCAAAUCUAGAAAGUGAAACUAUUGUAACGCUGCAUACAUAUAUGUAGGCUGAAGAUAGUUUCACUUUUUUUAGUUCCACAAAAAAAGGGAGACUGAAAAAAGUGGAACUAUUGUGACGUUUGUGGAUUAUAUUUUACUAUUGUGUAUUAGGUCCUUGAUCAUUUUGUUGUUUAACACUAUGUUUAAUAACUCGAAGAUGUAAAAGAAAAACAAUUUCGUUUUAUUAUUCUGCAACUAUUCUUUAUUCAAUAUAUAUUUAUAUUGUGAUGAAAACAAAGCUGAUUUUCUUUUUAUUUGUUAUACACAAUAAUUAAUGAAACAAGACGUAGUUAUUUUCCUCCUCUUCUUCUUUUUAAUAUCUUAUAAUCAUGGAGAGUUGUGAUGAUUGAAAUCAUUUUAAAUAAAUUACAUUUUAUCAAUUAAUUAAUUAAAUUUUAUUUGAUAAUAAAUCGGUAAAUAUAUUUUUAUGUACUUAUUGGUUGAAAAAUAAAUCUAUCCGUGUA